This is a messenger RNA of Solanum dulcamara, 1010 nucleotides long. RefSeq lists its product as uncharacterized. The record is from RefSeq and is a predicted model, not a curated record. Lineage: Eukaryota; Viridiplantae; Streptophyta; Magnoliopsida; Solanales; Solanaceae. Bases 175 to 648 code for a protein of 157 amino acids. The transcript has a single exon.
AUAUCAAUAAAAUAAAAAAUCGUUGGUAUACCAAUUUCUCUCCGACUUGUUCACGUCUCUUAUCUGAAGAAGAGCAUUUUUUGUGUGAAUUUGGUACUUCUGGUGAUGAUCGUCGGUUGACGGUCAUCGGCCGCCGGCGUUUUUUUAGUGAUUCGUCGGAGUUGUUUAACGGCGAUGAAUGGGAGAAAAGAACUGUUGAGGACCGCGACGGUGAUGACGAAGGAGGAUGAGAAACGAAGCGGAAGCGGAAGCGGAAAUCAGCAUAAGAGGAUAGGAGAAGUGGCGGGAGGGACGGCGGCGGGGUGUGCGAUGGUAUGUUGUUGUUGUCCGUUCACGGUGCUGCACUUUCUCCUCCUUGCUCUGUACAAAGUUCCGACGGGGCUUUGCCGGAAAGCAUGGAGGAAUAAGAAGCGGAAGAAGAUUUUGAAGAAGAAAAACAAUAUCAAUAAUUCUCCCGGUGUUUACUACACUGACGAUGAUAAGGAUUAUUCCGAUAGCGGCUGCAACGGCGAUAAAAAUGACGGAGGAUCACCGGAAACAGCCGAAUUUGAGACGGAGAUGUGGCACCGAUUUUACGAUGGCGCUGGAUUUGGGAGGAGCUCAUCUCAAAAGGAAUUAGAAGAAGAACAACAACAACAUCAUCAAUGAUUCUCCCGGUGUUUACUAUAUCGUCGAUGCUAAGGAUUGUUCCGAUGAACGUGUCGACGGCGAUAAUCAUAACGGAGGAUCACCGGAAACGGAAUCUGAAGCAGAGAUGUGGGACCGUUAUAAUUCAACUGAACUGAAAAUCUUUCUGCAGUUAAAGUUCCAGUUCAGUUACACUAAAUUCCAUAUUCAGCUAAUUUCGUCAGUGAAAUAUGAAAAAAGUUGAGUAUAAAUACAUUUUAUUUUUAUUUUAUAGAGAUAUAAAGAUUAUUUACGAUAAAUCAAUGUUAUUUAUUACUCUUCUUACACCUAUUUUGAGGAAGAAGAUUUGAAAUGAUGUAUAACUAAUUAGACAUUUGAGCAAU